Pocillopora damicornis (cauliflower coral) is the source of this 4655-nucleotide messenger RNA. RefSeq lists its product as uncharacterized. Gene Ontology annotation, biological process: L-histidine biosynthetic process. Gene Ontology annotation, molecular function: glutaminase activity; imidazoleglycerol-phosphate synthase activity. NCBI's taxonomy places the organism in Eukaryota, Metazoa, Cnidaria, Anthozoa, Scleractinia, Pocilloporidae. The record is from RefSeq and is a predicted model, not a curated record.
GCAUAUCGUCCUUUCACAAAACUUCGGAAGUAUUCUAAUUUAAACAACAGAGUGUUGAAAAUUAGGGAUCGAUAAAAAAAUGAGUAUUCGUAAAAUUUCCGUACAGCACCAUCCUACAUUAUGCAUUCAGUUCUUGGAUAGAGAAAACAAUGACAAAAACAAUACAUUGCCAUUGGGAAAACAGAUUUGUUUUACAACAGUAUGGGGCUGUGCGGAAAUUUUACCUAAGUAUUUUUCUGGUCCGUUUCAGUGAUGUACUCUGCAUUAAGAUCAAAAUGAACUCGUUCUUUGCGCGCGCUCUUAAAGAGGGUAUGUUAGCCAGGCUGAAGAGAUAUUUAAGUUGAAGACUUUAUUACAAUAGGAGUAUAUGACUAUUUCAUCCUAUUACAGGAUGAAGGUAAGAUUCUCACACAGCCCUGUAGUAUUGUAAAACAAAACUGUAUUCCUAAAGGCAAUCUAUUGUUUUCGCCAUUGUUAUCUUUAUCCAAGAACUGUAUGCAUAAUGAAGGAUGGGGCUAUGGGGGAAUCUUACCCAGCUGUAAACGAGGCCUUCCAAGGGGGGGUUUUGAUGUUCCCUUGUUGCUCGUAUAUCAACACUCCUGUCUCUUAUUUGAUAAGGGACAAAUGUUGCUGUCACUUCGAGUUCUUUACUAGAAUAAAAAUGGCAUUGUCACACUAAAUUUGGCAAUACAAUCAUUUUUGACUUGUGCCAGCACUGGGGCAUGUUGUCUUUUUAACAAAGGAUCAACCACACAUAAAUUUUUAUUGGCUUUAGGAGUAGUAAGAAUUACAGAGACCACUUCAAGGCUUCAUAUUUGUGUUUCAUUAUCGGUCGUUGGCCGAUAGCUUCCCCACUCGAGUACUUAUCUUUUACACUUAUAUAGUAAUGAAGAACACAAUUCUCUCUAGAUAAAUGUUGUAUCAUGGUUUGAAUAAGGAGUCUUGACUUUUUAGUGGUUUAUUAGUUUAGUGAGGCUGGAAAGAUCACAAAAGAGUCAUGCGGUCCUGGUCACAAUGUCUCUGCCAUGAAUAUCAAAGCAAAGAAAUGUCACUUCAUCAAAAUUAAAAAUGGAUAGUCGCUGUUGCAAAAUAUUGCUUCUUUUCUAUCAGUUUUUGUGGACUGUUGGUGCUCCUGAACAAGAUUUUCACCAUAUUUUUUAGCAAAUUAUGUUGCUUGUUGCCAAGAUCCCUUGAAGGCCUUGUAAAUCAAAACAUCAAAUAUACAUUGGGCUUUGUGAGCUGUUUUAAUCAUGUUAAAUGUUUCUGUCAAUCUGAAAAAUAGGAUGUGUAAUUGUAUUCAUAAUCUAGCAGACAAAAUUUUCAAUCAGAUUGAAAAUCCUUUAGGCAUGCUUUAGUGUGGAGUUGCCACACUCAGUAUACAUACCUGGUGGGUACCCUGUGUUCCUCUUAUCUGUCUUGAGUGAGGAGCUGGUAGGCCAAACUUCCAUUGUAUUGAUGAAAUUCUGAGUCUGUUCUUGUGCAAAAAAGAUUAUUUUUCUUGAUGUGACUUGUCUCUUAGUUAACAUUGGCACAGAUUCGAACUGUCAGUCUUAAGGAAGUGUCCAACUUAAACAAUUACAGGUGGUGUCACCAGUAAUUCAGAGAUUAAUGGGAAUGAACAUGUGUAAAACUGAUACACAUCUGUAUUAAGGUUUUUUGAAACUGUUUCCUCAAGGAGAGCUUACAAGUUGGAAGGGGAAUAUUAGAAAGAAAACAAUGGAACAGAAAUAAAUUGUCAAUCAAACAUUUAUGCCAUCUGAAAAAGGACACACCUGUGACAAAAACCCAAGACCUCAGAGAUGUCUGAAGUGACAGUCCUUGAUUAUGGAGCAGGAAAUAUCCGAAGUCUCAUUAAUGCUCUUAAACUUCUUGGUUACAAUGUGAAAUUUGUGAAAGAUGCCAAGGAUAUCCUAAGUGCAGAAAGGCUUAUCUUUCCAGGUGUUGGAGCCUUUGGAAGUGCAAUGGCUCUUCUUGAAAGCAGUGGUUUUGUGGAACCACUUAAGAAGUACAUCCAACAAGACAGGCCAUACUUAGGAAUUUGUCUUGGACUUCAGACAUUGUGUGAUGGCAGUGAAGAGUCUCCAGGUACCAAAGGCUUGUCUGUGAUACCUGCAACUGUGACACAAUUCAACAAGGCUGAAGGUCUUGCUGUACCACAUAUGGGUUGGAAUGGACUUAAGCUUCGUAAGGAAUCAGCUCUGUUCCCAACUGGUUUCUCCAGUGAAGAAAAAGUCUACUUUGUCCACUCAUAUGCAUUACAUUCACAAAGCAAAGAGAUCGAUGAGUGGGUUCUUGCCACUACUGAUUAUGGAGAGGAGUUUAUCAGCAUUGUGCAAAAGGGAAAUAUUGUUGCUACACAGUUCCACCCAGAGAAAAGUGGAGAAAUGGGAAUUAAAAUAAUCAAGAGCUUCUUGGAAAGUUUUCCAAUGAGUGCAAAGAUUGCAAGUAUUCCCUACAAACUGCCUGAUGCCAGUAAGCCAACACAACUUGGUCAUCGCAUCAUUGCUUGUCUUGAUGUCCGCAAUAAUGAUCAAGGAGACCUUGUGGUCACCAAAGGUGAACAAUAUGAUGUGCGCGAACAAUCCAUUACAGAGAAUAUUCAUUCUGUCACACAAAUUAAGGGUGCUGUGAGAAACCUUGGAAAACCUGUAGAGUUGGCACGCAGGUAUUUCAAGGAAGGAGCAGACGAAAUAGUAUUUUUGAAUAUUACAAGCUUCAAAAACUGCCCUCUCCAUGAUCUUCCAAUGCUAGAGGUACUUCGGCAAGCAUCUGAAAAUAUUUUUGUCCCCCUUACUGUCGGGGGUGGUAUUCGUGAGAUACUUGCCCCAGGCAAAGAUGGUGACCAAUCAAAGAUGAAGUGUUACUCAGCUGUGGAAGUGGCAGCUGAAUACUUCAGAUCUGGAGCAGACAAGGUGUCCAUUGGCAGUGAUGCAGUGUAUGCAGCUGAGAACUUCAUAUCAUGUGGUGGAAUUGCAACUGGCCAAACCUCUAUUGAAACAAUAGCUGCUGCAUAUGGGCGUCAGGCAGUAGUUAUCUCAGUUGACCCAAAGCGAGUUUGUGUUCCAUCCCGUGAGGCUGUACAGCAUCAUGUGAUUCACUCAAGUUACCCUGGUCCAUCUGGUGAGGAAUACUGUUGGUACCAGUGCACAGUGAAAGGAGGGAGAGAGUUGCGAGAUAUUGGAGUGUAUGAAAUGGUGCAGGCAUGUGAAGCUCUUGGUGCAGGAGAAAUUAUGCUUAACAGUAUUGACAGGGAUGGAACUAAUAGUGGUUACGAUCUUGAACUGGUUGCCAUGGUCAAAGAAGCUGUUGGUAUUCCAGUGAUUGCUUCUAGUGGUGCUGGUCAUGUCAAUCACUUCUCUGACGUGUUCCAAGAUGCACAUGCUGAUGCAGCACUAGCAGCAGGAAUAUUUCAUCGAAACACAGUUUCAAUCAAUGUUGUUAAAGAGCAUUUGUUGAGUGAAGGAAUCCCUGUUAGAGUUUAAACAGAUGGCUAAAAAGUUACCUUCAAUUUACAUCUAGACACUGUCUAUGAUUUCGUAUCAUAAUAUAAUUUAUAAUAACUAGUCUCAACAGAGGGUAGAAAUAAGAACUCACUGAAGAAACCUGUCAGUCAACUAUUAGCCAACUGUUGGCUAAAAUUUCAAGGAUAAUUAUAGUCAGGGUGAAGGGUUGAAAGUUGUUCAUUGUUAACCCUUUAACUCCCAGAUAUGAUAAACAUGUAACUUCCCCCUUUAGUAUCCAUACAUUCAACAAACAGGUAAUGAAAAUACUCACACUUAUCAGGUAGAAGUUACUAUCUUGGUCUAUCACCACUCACAACAAAUCAGAUCUUGGAAGUUAAAUGGUUAAAAAAAUUUAGUUGUUGCUGAGAAAAACAGCCAUCUCACAUUGAACUCUGUAUUUAUUCUUUCAAAAGGCAACCUGUAAAAAAAGGCAUCUAAAUUCAUACAAAAACAAAGAAGUUGGAUGAUAAAUAACUCUCUCACAUUUUAGUGUGUAGAGUUGCUGAGUAUUUUUACUCAUUGUUUGUAUUUUACAGCACAACUUGCCAAGAUACUCAGUGACACUACACACCAAAAUGUCUAAUAGGAUAUUUAUCCCUUUCCUCUGGUGGUCAGCUUUUGAAAUAUUUCAUGGAGUUUUUUAGUGAACCUUUCAUGUAAUGAAGAUAUAUGAUAAGGAACCAAUCAGUCUUAAGUGAUGCACAGUUGUUUGUCAUUAUCAUUUUAUUACUUAAUGCAUCAUACAUGUAUUUAUUAAAGGAAAAUUGAUAAGCAAUGUAAUAUAAAGUAAAAAGACACUGGCUGUAUGCAUUACAUUUGCUUUACUAUCUCUAAAAUUUCUGUCAUAGAUUAUGCUCUAAACAAACCUGUUCCUAGCAUUCAGUUGUUAAAACAAAGUGCAAUAGCUAAUGCCAAAAUAGUAGCAGAGCAGUGAAAAAAGGAGUGAUGUUUGGGUCAGGUCUCAUUCCUUACCCACACCUUUACUUUUUCACUCUACUGCAAACAUCACCCCAGUUUGCUAAUUAAACACCUGGGACAGGCCAUGUUCUCUCACACACACACACAAAAACCAAAGGUUGUAGCACUAAACAAUCACUAUGAAACAGAUAAAUGUUAUUGAUUAAAUGAAGUAAAACCCUUAAUGACUUUGAA